AUGGAGAAUAAAUCACUUAUCGGCGUGAACAAGCCGUUUCCAGCACCCUUGCCAGCCUCAGAAGACUAUGUGGUGGAAUUUAAUGGCCACAAUGACCCCGAUCAUCCACAAAACUGGAAAGUCUCUUUGAAAGUAUUCAUCUCGGUCCUUGUUUGCUCGGGAACAUUCAUCGUCUCACUCACAAGUGCGAUAUUCGCACCUGGAAUCGAUGAAGUAAGCAAAGCUUUCGGAGUCAGCACUGUUGUCGGAACACUAGGAACAACUCUUUACGUCCUGGGCUUCUCAUUCGGACCUGUGAUUUGGGGUCCAGCAUCUGAACUGAAAGGCAGAAAAUGGCCAUUGACAAUUGCAAUGUUAGGGGGUGGCAUCUUUACCAUCGCCUCGGCCGUUGCAAAAGACCUCCAAACAUUGAUCAUCUGCCGGUUCUUCGCGGGGGUAUGCGGUGCAAGCCAGUUGACAGUUGUCCCCGGAGUACUGGCAGAUUUGUACGACAAUUCGACCCGCGGAGUGGCAAUCUCACUGUACGCGUUGACGGUGUUUGUCGGACCGUUCAUGGCCCCUUUUGUCGGGGGCUUUAUUGCAUCUAGUCAACUUGGCUGGCGGUGGACGCUUUAUAUCCCUGCUAUUCUGAGCUUGGUGAACGGUGCAAUAAGCGUUCUCUUUCUUAGCGAGACGUAUCCUCCUUGCUUGCUUGUCGCGAAGGCUGCUCGCAUUCGCAAAGAGUCGGGUAACUGGGGCAUACAUGCCAGACAGGAGAAACUCGAGCUUGACUUUUCGAGUCUUCUGGAAAAGUACUUCAUGCGACCAUUGAAGCUGCUGUUCAUGGAACCCAUCCUUCUCGUUGUCUCUCUAUACAUGUCCUUCAUCUAUGGUCUGGUCUAUGCGCUGCUCGAGGCGUACCCAUUUGUCUUCGAAAGUGUGUAUGGGAUGACCCCCGGAGUUGCUGGGCUGAUGUUUAUCGGAUUGACAAUCGGCGUGGGACUUGCUUGUACGUUCAUUCUGUUCAGGCAAGUCACUUACGCCAAGAAACUCGCGGAGAACAAAGGCGUGCCAGUUCCCGAGUGGCGCCUGGGCCCUACACUGCUUGGAGCACCUGUGUUUACAGUUGGUCUUUUCUGGUUUGGAUGGACCGGCUUUACUUCCAAGAUACAUUGGGCUGCACCCGCCGCGGCUGGAAUCUUCAUAGGAUUUGGAGUUUUGUGCAUCUUUCUUCCAUGCUUCAACUAUAUUGUUGAUUCAUAUCUGCCGAUCGCCGCUUCAGCUGUCGCUGCAAACAUCAUCCUCCGAUCAGCGUUAGCUGCUGGGUUCCCUCUCUUCGCUAGACAAAUGUUCCAAAAUAUGGGGAUUCAAUGGGCUGGUACUUUGUUAGGAUGUCUGGCUGCCAUCAUGAUUCCGAUCCCAAUUGUAUUCAGGGCUUAUGGGCCGAUGCUGCGAGGUAAAAGCAGGGUGUUUAGGUAA
Penicillium salamii is the source of this 1458-nucleotide messenger RNA. NCBI's taxonomy places the organism in Eukaryota, Fungi, Ascomycota, Eurotiomycetes, Eurotiales, Aspergillaceae. The record is from the annotation of a GenBank genome assembly.